This is a messenger RNA of Punica granatum (pomegranate), 790 nucleotides long. NCBI's taxonomy places the organism in Eukaryota, Viridiplantae, Streptophyta, Magnoliopsida, Myrtales, Lythraceae. The record is from RefSeq and is a predicted model, not a curated record.
GGGACUCAUUAUUAUUGUUUGAAUCGUAAUUCGCACUUUGCAAUUAGUCCCCUCCCGUUUUUUUCCCUCACAAUGGUAAAUAUACAUAUAUAAACACAUAUAUGGCAUCCAAGCAUUGUGAUUGAGUUGACAAGCACGAGCGACGGUGCCAUAUGCUGGUAAUUACAAGAGCCAAAAGAAGAAGUAUGCCUUGCCUGUAUAUUUCGACGAACGUGUGCUUGGAGGGGAUCGACACAGCUCCCAUUUUCUCCGAAGCCACCAAAGCCGUUGUCUCCCUCACCGGCAAACCCGAAAAUUAUGUGAUGGUCUUACUGAAGGGGUCAGUGGACGUUAGUUUGGCUGGGACCAAGGAACCGGCGGCCUACGGGGAGAUAGUCUCCAUGGGUGGCAUCAACACUCAUGUCAAGAGGCAGCUCAUUGCUUCCAUCUCUUCAAUCCUACAAACCUAUUUGUCGGUCCCGAGGACUCGGUUCUUCCUCAAAGUCCACGACCUGAAUGUCGGACGCAAUGUUGUUACUCCCAAACUGUGAUGAUCUGAGAAGAACCGACGAACACGACAAAUUGGGAUCCUAUACAUCAAGUGAUGAUCAUAACAAGUAGCUUUUUGUUUUAUGCUCGGUAUUAUUGUGAGGAUCAUAUAUCUCACUCAUGUGCGUGUCUGUGAUUUGGUACAACUUGUUAGUGACCAUACAUGUCCAACCUGAAGAAGGCAGAAUAUAUAAUGCGUUUUUUGGGUCUAUAUAUGUCAAUUAGAUUCAAUUAGAUAAUUAUAAUUAUCUUAUUGAAACAA